GAUCAAGAUCAAGAGGAUCAAGAUACAGUUAUUAAGUGAUAGUCAAGUCUAGUUUGUUUUUAAUUCUGUUAUUUUGUUUUCUGUUUCAACAGAAUUCUAUAAUAGCUUGCUAUAUAUAGCAGAGUUGCCUCAUCUAUUAUUGUAACACAUCCAAUUACUUAAUGAUAAAUCAACAAUUCAUUUUAGCUCUUUGUUUCAUUGAAAACUCUUUCAUGGUAUCAAGAGCAUAGGUGAUAGAUCCAUGGCCUCAAUCAUCCCUCAUCAGAAUCCACCCACUUCUUCUUUUUCCCCUUUUCCUCAACUCUUUACUGCACCUGCUCUUGACAAAUUUACUGAAAACACAUUUCGAACCUGGCAGAAGCUUGCCUUUUACGUUAUAAAUGCUAAUGGCCUUGCUGAUCAUCUUUCUGCUGACAAGGUUCCAUCACAAUUUGAAUCCGAUUCUGCAAAAGAAGCUGGUACAGAAUCAAAAGCUUACAAGGAUUGGAAGCAAAAAGAUGAUUACCUUAUGACAUGGCUCCUUUCUUCUCUGGAUCUCACAUUCAAAAAUCGAAUGUUGGAUUGCAAGUAUGCGCAUCAAGCUUGGACAACUAUAACUGAAUAUUUGCAAAGACCUCCAAGAUCAAGAUUCAGCAAUUGAAGAAUGAAUUGAAGUCUGUAAAGUAACAAGGUAUGACAGCAAAUGAGUAUCUCAAGAAGAUUCGAGAUAUUGUUGAUUCCAUGGCAUCAAUAGGCUACACUCUUUUCCUAGAAGAUCAUAUAUCAGCCAUUACAGAUGGUCUUAAUGAAGAUUAUGCUUUAUAUCUCUCAAUAGUAAUGGAAAAAUCAGAAUCCAUUACUCUUAUUGAAGCCGAAGCACUUCUUCUUGGACAUGAAAAAAUGAUUGAAAGGUUUGAAAAGAUUGCUUUAGGAACGAUACAAGAACACUAUACUCAAUCAUCAUCUUCCCUUCCUAGACCACCAAAUACCACAAAUUAUGUUCCAAGAAGAGGUCGAGAAGGAAAAAGUUCUAACAGAGUCAGGUUUACAAAUUCUGAUUCUAGACCAAUUUGUCAAGUCUGUGGAAGGACAGGUCAUACUGCACUGUUAUGUUUUCAUCGCUUUAAUCAACAAUAUCAAGCUUCAUCUUCUAAUGCAAAAAUUCCAACCCAAUCUAAACUGUUACCACCUCCUACUACCUAUCACAAUCCAAGGGCUUAUAUGGCUGCUCCAUCUACUUUUUCAGAUGCAAGCUGGCUUCCUGACACGGGGACAAGCAAUCAUGUCACAAAUGAUGCACAAUCUAUCUUGGCGCCCUCUGAAUUUCUUGGUAAAGACCAACUCCUUCUAGGUAAUGGAUCAGGACACCCAGGAGAUUCUUCUACAAGGAGCUCCAUAUAAUGGAGUGUAAAAGUUUGAUAACAUUGCUGUCACAAAAUCUGCACCUAAGAAAAGACAUAUAUCUCCAUCGAAUUCUAUCUCUUGUACUUCUGUACCUGCUGCUUAUGCUUCUCAAUUAGACACUUACAAUUUAUGGCACAAACGUUUAGGUCAUUGUGCAUCCAAAUUGUUGUUUCUGUCAUGAACAAGUGUAAUCUACCUAUUUUCUCUAC
This is a messenger RNA of Arachis ipaensis, 1592 nucleotides long. Lineage: Eukaryota; Viridiplantae; Streptophyta; Magnoliopsida; Fabales; Fabaceae. The record is from RefSeq and is a predicted model, not a curated record.